AUGAGUGAUUGGUGCAAAGAAUUCGAACAAUUAUUGGAUGACAUCAUCGAUAAACAUGGCUCCAGAAAUGUCGAUGACAAUCCAUACACUGGAUCAACAGUACAAGAAGAAAUCGAAUCUAUUGAAGAGAAGGAACCAUUUCAAGAAAUCAAUGGUAUCGUUAGUCUCGACGAUUGUAUGCAAUGUGAUGUUCGAUUUGAACAAUGUCGAAUUGAAGAUUCUUAUGAUGCAAUUGAUGAACAAGAAACACUUGAACAACAAAUUCAAGAACAACACGAAGAAGAGAAGCUGUUCGAACAAUCGGAUGAUAAUGAUUAUCAUCAGCCAAGGUUCUCCGUAAACCAAGAAGAACUGUAUACAAUUGAAGAAGAAGAAGAAGAUCUAGUAGAAACGGACAUCUAUUCGUCUUAA
Molecule: messenger RNA, 411 nt
Organism: Rotaria sp. Silwood2
Lineage: Eukaryota; Metazoa; Rotifera; Eurotatoria; Philodinida; Philodinidae
Source: the annotation of a GenBank genome assembly